UCUCCGCCGCGCACCCUGCGUUCAGCUGCGAGCGGACACAGCCGAGCGGGCAAAGACACACACCAGACAUCAACAUGACUGCACCCAGCAACACCUACGAUGUUAUAGUGGUCGGUGCGGGCAUAUCAGGUUUGAGUGCAGCAAAGCUGUUGAAAGCCAGUGGGCUCGAUCCUGUAGUCUUGGAAGCCAGGGACCGGGUCGGUGGUCGUACCUUCACUGUGCAGAAUAAGGAGACAAAGUGGGUUGAUCUAGGCGGGGCAUACAUCGGACCAACACAGAACCGCAUCCUCCGCCUGGCCAAAGAGUACGGCAUAAAGACCUACAAAGUCAACGAGCAGGAGAAUCUGGUGCAUUAUGUUAAUGGAAAGUCUUACCCAUUCAAAGGCUCCUUCCCUCCCAUGUGGAACCCCAUCGCCUUGAUGGACUUCAACAACCUCUUUAGGGCCAUGGAUAAGAUGGGCCAGGAGAUUCCCAAAGAGGCUCCCUGGAGAGCUCCCCAUGCUGAGGAGUGGGACAAGAUGACCAUGCAGGAACUCUUUGAGAAACUCUGCUGGACCAGUACUGCUCGUCGCUUUGCAAGACUAUUUGUCAAUGUGAACGUGACCUCUGAACCCUACGAGGUGUCGGCUCUCUGGUUCCUCUGGUAUGUGAAACAGUGUGGAGGAACCAUGAGGAUCUUCUCCACCACUAAUGGAGGACAGGAGAGGAAGUUUGUAGGUGGUUCGAGUCAGGUCAGCGAGUGCAUGGCGAGGGAGCUGGGAGACCGAGUGAAGCUGCAGUCUCCAGUCUACAGGAUUGACCAGACCGGAGACUUGGUGGUGGUGGAGACAGUGGACAAGCAGACCUACAAGGCCAAGUAUGUGAUUGUGGCCACACCUCCUGGUCUGAAUCUGAAGAUGCACUUUAACCCUGAGCUGCCCCCACUGAGGAACCAGCUGAUCCACCGUGUUCCCAUGGGCUCCGUCAUUAAGUGCAUGGUCUACUACAGGGAGAACUUCUGGAGGAAAAAGGGUUACUGUGGCAGUAUGGUGAUUGAGGACGAGGGCGCUCCCAUCGGCCUGACACUGGACGACACAAAGCCCGAUGGGACUGUACCUUGUAUUAUGGGAUUCAUCCUUGCCCACAAGUGCAGGAAACUCUGCAGCCUGUCCAAAGAAGAAAGGUUGAGGAGGAUCUGUGAGAUUUACUCCAGAGUGCUGGGCACAGAGGAGGCCUUGCAUCCGGUGCACUAUGAGGAGAAGAACUGGUGUGAGGAGGAGUACUCUGGAGGCUGCUACACAGCCUAUUUCCCCCCAGGAAUCCUUACCCAGUAUGGCAGGGUGCUGAGGGAGCCGGUUGGCAAGUUGUACUUUGCGGGCACAGAGACGGCCACAGAAUGGAGCGGCUACAUGGAGGGGGCUGUACAAGCUGGAGAGAGAGCAGCCAGGGAGGUCAUGUGUGCAAUGGGUAAACUUCACCCUAAUCAGAUCUGGCAACCGGAGCCUGAGAAUGAGGAAGUCCCAGCAUGCCCGUUUGUCACCACCUUCUGGGAGAGAAACCUGCCUUCAGUCAGCGGUUUCCUCAAGUUCAUGGGCGUCUCCACGUUCCUGUCUGCCGCCGCCGCUGCCGCAGCCGGCCUGGUGGCCUACAAGAAGGGAAUCAUCCCUCAUCGCUCUUAAACUACCCGUCACCUCACUCCUCUGCAUCUCAAGGGCACACGUCUCAGUAGACACUUGUGUACUUCUAGUGCACUACUUUAUGGGCCCAAACUACAGAGUAGUGACCUACAUAGGGUAUACAUUGUUUUUUGAGAAACACUGUGCUGUAAGGAGGACUGUUCAGCUCAUGCAAAAACACUAACACACUGUCCACAAAAGAAAGAGAGAGCGAAACAAAUAGGAAGGGCUGACUGAAAGUUGUUUGAGGGGAGUGAAGAAAACCUAACUCGAGCUUAAAUCCAGACUCAGAUUGUGAAACCAAUGAAGGAAAAAGAUCAGAAUCAGUUCUUAAGAGGAAACUUUCUCUGUCUCGAUUCCUGUUCCAUACGUUGCCAAUGAAAUUCACUGUGUUGAUUAUGUGUGAGUUUAUAAACUCUUCGUGCUUGCUGUGCGUAUGAGCCUCGUCCGCAUGCGUUUGUGAAUGUGUGUUCGUCACAGUUUGGGUACAAAGUGUGCGAGUGUGUGUGUGGGUGCGCGCGCGAGUUUCCACUGUGUCUAAUUACCUCUGCUGAUUUUAGGUGCUGAUUUGUUCUGGCCAAGCAGCCGUAGCUGUUUGAUGCAAUCCGGUGACUCCAGAAGAGAAAAGAGCUAGUGCCGUGGCCCGCUGCAGCAUCACAGAGGGGGUUCAAGGACGAGGCUUUUUCUGGCUUUAUCUUACUGCCAGCAAAUCCCAUGAAAAUCCUAAUGAACAGUGAAUUUGUAUUAGCCUGACGUGAGUCGCACACCUUACGUGAGUUUGCGCUGGGGGUGGGGGGGCACUGUUGUUUCUUUUGAAUUUAAACUUAUUUAAAUGCCAGAACGUUGUUCCUUAAAUUCACAUUAGGGCACCAAAUAUAUAUUAUUCCCAACCAGCAACAUGGAUCUACGACUUCCCAGUUGUUGUUUUAAGGUUUGUCCAGACUGAAUACAAAGCAGUUACCUUUCGGCCAUAUUUCAUAUUUAAAAUAAAGCAUAGAUAGACUAAAGCAGGUGCUUGUACCAUGAAGAGUCGAAAUUUCUUUUCACUUCUGAUCCUGAAGUGUAGAUAAAAGCACACGUUUAUGGUUAAAACUCAGAAGUUUGAAGAUGUAUGUGAUUCAGCUUUGAGUAACUUCUCACACACGCUCUCCUUUCCCCUCAGCCCCUGAAGUCUCACCGCUUCACGUUCAGCUCCGUUUCUUGCGUUGCAACAAGUCGUUUUUACCUACAUUUUCCCCAGUUUGCACAAAACAGGUGACCUCACUGUAUCUCCUCUAAGCUAAUCCCUCAGCUUGUGUCUGCUGUUCCUCCCUCAUCGAAUCACAUCUUUUGUGUAUUUAUUUUCUCCAGUAGGACCUGAAGCCAGGAAGUGUUGAGACAGAGCGAUUCACUGGUAGUUUUCAUGGGAUUUGUUGACAAAGAAAAAGAAAAUUGCACGUUAAGAAUGAGAAGAGUCGGCCUUAUUCUUUAAAUGGAAACCUGUUUUUGGGGGUAAAGUGGUGUCAAGCUGCUCUGUGUGGUGGUCUUUCGGUCAGUGUGAUGGAAGUAUUUGAAUGUAUUUUCUUCAGAGUAGAUAACGCACACACGGUUGAUUUAUUAGGGUAAUCAGAUUUUUCACACGUCUAUUUUUACCUUUCCUCAGUCACACUUCAAAUCACACCGGCUGUCACGUAUCCUCGUGAGAAACAUUUUCAUUUGUUUAGGGAAACUGCGUCUUUCACAGCAUUCCUCCGUCACGCCGCGGGGGCUACCUGCUGGCCACUGUGGCGGUGUUUGCUCCAUGAGGAGCUGCAUUUCAGUCACCUGCCCGAGUAAAAUCAUUUGUCUGAUUUUUUUUUGGGUGUAGAUGUGAAAACCCACCUUCUCCUUGUGCGUCUGUUAUGAAGUGCGCUGCGCUCUGUGUGCGGCCCUUUAAGCCCGCUGUGAGAAUCACGCUGUUCUUGUCCCAAAGAUGUUUGUGAGUGUAGUUUUUCUGUUGUGCCUUAAUGGGAGUCGUAAUGUUUUUGUCAUUUCUCUCAAGUGCCUGUGACUCUGACGCUCGCUGCCCUCGAUCCCCUUCCCUCCUUUCCUCGCUCCUUCCCUCCCACCUGCGCUGGAGGUCAGAGGUCAGAUGGACUAGGUCAUUGGUUCAAGGCAUCAUCUGUACUCAUUAACAUACAGGGGACAGCACUUUGUCUUUCUAAGUGUGUCCAGACUCUUUCAUUUUUGCAUUUCCCCUUACCUGAGUUACGUCCUCACUCCAAACUUGACUCAGGUAAAGCCGGGUGUAUAAACACAGCAUCAGAGCUCAGACUGUUGAGGUGAUCAGUCUGCUUAUCUCCAGUGAAUCCAAGUCUGUGCGUGCUUUGUGUUGUGAUUGCAGUGCUUCUUCCCUCGUUGUGGUGCCCCUCUCCGCUCCUGUCUGACCCUCAGUCCCAGGACAGGUUUUGCGCCCCUGCAGGCCAACUCUAGAAGUAAGGACUAAACAAUGAUGUCACUUUUUAACCCAUGUAUUCAUGUUUAUGGCUGGCUGAUGUCGGUGAACGAGGAGCCAGCAUGUUCCAGCCAUCCUUUAAAAAACAACUGCAGCAGUCCCAACAAACCAUCAGGAGACAUAAUGCAGUGUUAUUCAUUAUCUGACCCCCCCCCCCAUCCUCCUGUGCAUUAGAGCCUUCUUAACUAUUCUUGUGACCUGUUCUUCGAUGUCUUUAAAGCUAUAUGAAGCUGGUGAUGUUUAACAAAAUGUGAAAUAAAUC
This is a messenger RNA of Archocentrus centrarchus (flier cichlid), 4390 nucleotides long. It is a transcript of the gene maoa, whose product is annotated as monoamine oxidase. The transcript has 15 exons. Gene Ontology annotation, molecular function: primary methylamine oxidase activity; flavin adenine dinucleotide binding. Gene Ontology annotation, cellular component: mitochondrion. The record is from RefSeq and is a predicted model, not a curated record. NCBI's taxonomy places the organism in Eukaryota, Metazoa, Chordata, Actinopteri, Cichliformes, Cichlidae. The coding region runs from base 75 to 1658 and encodes 527 amino acids.